This is a messenger RNA of Melanaphis sacchari, 4607 nucleotides long. RefSeq names its product extensin-like. The record is from RefSeq and is a predicted model, not a curated record. The coding region runs from base 317 to 3727 and encodes 1136 amino acids. The transcript is spliced from 2 exons. NCBI's taxonomy places the organism in Eukaryota, Metazoa, Arthropoda, Insecta, Hemiptera, Aphididae.
GGGUCCGGCUCAUUAUGUCUCCGAUCGUGCGAUGACCAACCGCACACCAACGGCUGCGUUAUAAAAACAUCAUAUCUCUCUCGCGAGACCGACGUGACGUGUGUGAUCGCGCGUUUUUAAUCGUUCGAACUUUUCGUACCGAUAUCCGGAUGAUAGCCGGUUGUUUUUUUUUAAAUUAAAUUUGGAAACAUUUUCCACUUGAAAGAUACGAAUCGUUUGUUUGGGUUUCAACCAGCCUGUUACAGUCCGGCACCUGUAACCGGAAAGGGUUCCAAGUUGUCGAAACAUACGCAUCGAAGUUUCAAAAGGAUACGCCAUGGACUUCCGAUUGACACAGAAGUGUUUUGUGUGUCUAUUGUUGAUAGCCACUACGAAUGCCGUGAUAAAUUCUGGCGCUAGUGAUGAGAAGUCGCCGACCAGAAGAGAUGCAAGUCUUGGCGUACCAUCAGAUUCUUACGGUGCACCCCCUCCUUCAUUUGGCGCUAAUCAAGCUAAUUACGGACCACCGCAGGCUUAUGUUUCAUCUGAUUUAAAAGCACCUAACAUUAAUUAUGGACCUCCGUCAAACUCCUAUGGUCCACCAAAAUCAACAUACGGACUUCCAAAACCUAGUUUUAAACCUUUAAAACCGGACUAUGGACCACCUCUACAAGAUUCAUAUGGGUUGCCACCAAAACCAGUAUAUGGUGCUCCACAAACACCGAACUCCGUGUAUGGUUUACCAUCUGGACCUCCAAGUUCUUCUUAUGGUGUUCCAUCAGUUUCUUAUGCAAAAGGGCCUCCGGGUGUACCAUCUCCGCCAACCCCACCACAUAUCUCUUAUCACGGUUGGCAACCAAUUCCGGGUGUAUCAAUACCGUAUGUUCAGAAAAAUAAUGGUUACGAACAAUCGUCCUUAGGAACUGCGUAUGGUCCACCACUACCUCAAGAAGGAGGUUGUUGCAAUAAUAAUAUUAAUUCUAUAGAUACUUCUUACGGAGGUUUACCUCCUCCAAUAUUACCAGCAUCAAAUUUGGACUAUGGUCCACCAAAAGAUGAGAAUUCUUAUCAUGGAAGCUCUCACGCUCAGUCAUUGACAAGUUUAUAUAAGCCACCACCAAUCAUUCCAGAUACCAGUUAUGGCCCUCCAACACCUUCUAAGCAGCCUUCUGACUCAUAUGGGCCUCCACCCAGUGGUUCUUAUGGUCCACCUCCUAAAGAACCACACGGAUCCCCACCAAGUGGAUCAUACGGACCCCCUCCAAAAGAUUCGUAUGGACCACCUCCAAAAGAUUCAUAUGGGCCACCACCGAGCGGAUCAUACGGACCUCCUCCAAAAGAACCACACGGAUCCCCACCAAGUGGAUCAUACGGACCCCCUCCAAAAGAUUCGUAUGGACCACCUCCAAAAGAUUCAUAUGGACCACCACCAAGCGGAUCAUAUGGACCCCCUCCAAAAGAUUCAUAUGGACCACCACCUAGUGGAUCAUACGGACCUCCGCCAAAAGAUUCGUAUGGACCACCUCCAAAAGAUUCAUAUGGGCCACCACCGAGCGGAUCAUACGGACCCCCUCCAAAAGAAUCACAUGGACCACCACCAAGUGGAUCAUACGGACCUCCGCCAAAAGAUUCGUAUGGACCACCUCCAAAAGAUUCAUAUGGACCACCACCAAGCGGAUCAUAUGGACCACCACCUAGUGGUUCAUAUGGCCCACCAUCUAAAGAAUCACACGGAUCACCACCUAGUGGAUCAUAUGGACCUCCUCCAAAAGAUUCGUAUGGACCACCUCCAAAAGAUUCAUAUGGGCCACCACCAAGUGGAUCAUAUGGACCACCACCGAGUGGAUCAUACGGACCUCCUCCAAAAGAUUCGUAUGGACCACCUCCAAAAGAUUCAUAUGGGCCACCACCAAGUGGAUCAUAUGGACCACCACCAACUGGAUCGUAUGGACCACCACCUAAAAGUACGUAUGGACCACCACCUAGUGGAUCAUACGGACCACCUCCAACUGGAUCGUAUGGACCACCUCCGAAAAAUUCGUAUGGACCACCCCCAAGUGGAUCUUAUGGAUCUCCUUCUAAACCUUCAUAUCACCCACCUCAAAAAGAAUCACAUGGACCACCACCGAGUGGAUCAUACGGGCCACCUCCAAUUGGAUCAUAUGGACCACCUCCUAAAAGUUCAUAUAGACCUAAACCAAGUGGAUCUUAUGGACCACCUCCAACAGAUUCAUAUGGACCACCUCCAAAAGAUUCAUAUGGACCACCCAAAGAAUCAUACGGUCAACCAUCAACUGGAUCAUUUGGACCACCUAAAGAGUCUUAUGGAUUACCAUCUAAGCCUGCAUAUAAUUCUCCACCGCCAAAAGAUUCAUAUGGAAUUCCUUCUCUAGGUUUUAUUGAUAAUUCAUUGCAAAUACAAUAUGGUUCACCAUCAACGUCUUCAUAUAAUGGUCUUCCUCCAGAAGGUACUUUCGGUACACCGAUAGCUAUCUGUUGUGGUACACCUCCACCAGAUUUAGCAUUACAAAAGCCUACAGACUCUCAAUAUGGAUUAACCUAUGGACAAGCAUCUGGAAGACAAAUACCUGGGCCAAAUCUUCAACCAAAAAAUCCAGUAAAAAAUAGGGCUCCUGUGCCACAGGGUCUCGUAGAAUCAACACAAUAUAAUAGUUUCCAAGGUGAACCAUACAUACCUCCUCCAGUUCCAGAAGUACCAACAGCUGUAAAUGAUGCAUAUGCUGCUCAAUCAAGUUCUACAGGUUAUAGUAAUUCUAACAGUAAUCCAAAUUUAGAGCAAAGUCAAAUAGUUUCUCAAGAUCAACAACAGUAUAAAAUCCCAGCUACACAAGAUGUAUCAAAUAAUGGCUUAUACAAUCAAGGAUCAUCUACAUCAUACGCUUUACCGGCUCCUGAAUCUUAUCAACAUAUAACACAAACAGUUUCUUUAAAUAAUGCAAUUCAAGAACCUAACAGUUAUGUUCAGCCAAAUCAACUUUCAUUAUCAAAUGUUGAAAACUAUGGUUCUCCACAACAAGCAUUUGACUUAAAUCAACAAAUUGAAGAAAAUAAAAAUAAUCCACAAUCGAGAGACGUAGAGAAUAAUUCACAGCAACCAGGAAAUAAUAAUUAUCAACAUCAACCAGAUGGUGUGGAUGUUAACGAUAUAGUUAAGUCACUAGGUUUAGAAGGAUCCUCCGUUGUCGGUUCAAAAUCUGUUGACAUAAAUGGUAUACAAGAGUAUCCUGUGCAAGGGUCUAAUGGUAACUACAUGCUCCAAAUUCAACCAGGUCAAGGAGGUGGAGAACAUGUCGCUCAUGAUCAAGUACUUUCUAAUGGAUUACUUCAAGAUAUUUUAUCAGCCAUAGAGAACCAACAGAAAUCAGAUAAUUCAUACGACAACCAACCACAAGGGUCAGAAGUACAACAAGUCGCCACAUCAGCGGCCAAUACUAGUACUGAGUGGCCAGAAAAUUCUGCAAGUAAAAAACAAGAAAUGGCUCUAUUCUAUAGCACUAGAGACGGAAAAGGACAAUCUACGCGAGGCACAGAAACACUUCCGGAUGAAAUAAACCAUUUGAGUGUAAACGAGGUGUCGAAUGGAAACUUUGUUUCAUACAAGUCGCCCAAAGUAAAUUAUGUAUAUAGUGACUCAUCACCUCAAUCUGUAUCACAGGCAUAUCCACAACAAUCGACUCCCAAGACUGAUGAAAGCUCAACCAAUUCGUUGUCGAGUACAGGAAAAUAAUUAUUGUAAUAUAAUAGAUUUGUAUAUGUAUACACAUAUAUAAUACAUUAUUAGAUAUUAAUUUAUAUAAAUAGAUUAAAAGUAAUCCUACUAUUAUAAUUGCAGUUUCAACUCCUCAACCUUUGGUUGCAUUCAAAUUGACAACUGUAAUAACACGUAAGAAAGUGCUCGUAUUCAUAAAAAUCGUAAUUUAACCGGAAUACCGUAUCGCAAAAAAGUAUUGUACUUGUAUUAGUUUAAACGUUCACGUACAAAAACGUUCUAUAAUAAUUGUAUAAAUACUUUAUUAUCUUGACAGGAUAAUCGCUCUAUUAUUAAUUUAUAUUGACGACGUAGUUACCAAGCACAGAUUUAUUCACGACUAGCUUAUCACGAACUCGAAAUAAUAACAUCGUGCCUUAUUUUGUUUUAAAUCGUGAACGACGAAUAUUUUAAUCUAAAAAGUGAGAGUAUACUUGUGAGUGUAAGGUACGACAGAUAUAAAUGCGAAUUGUAACACAAUAAAAAUAGUACAAAAAGCCAUUUUGGAUAUGAAAAUUGUUCACGAGAUUACUUAGUGCUUUGAAUGCAACUGGAUGUGUGUUUUUGAUAAUAAAUUGAAUGAAAUCGUUUUGAUUAUCAAAAAAUUUGGAGUGAUAAAUUAUUAAUAUACAUUUAUACUUAAUUUUAUUGAGUAAAUAUGUAUUUAUAUAUUAUGUAAUAACGUUUAGCACGAUUGCCACUACGAAGUGCCAUAGACCAUUUAUUAUUGUUAUCAUUAUUAUUAUAAUAAUAUUCUUAAUGUAAAAAUACCAUACAUUUUCUUUAAAUUAACAGCUAUUAUAUUCUCGUUCUUGUAUAUCACUUGAAAUAUUCAAAAUAAUUUACUUUUUUAUCAUAU